Molecule: messenger RNA, 1208 nt
Organism: Helianthus annuus (common sunflower)
Lineage: Eukaryota; Viridiplantae; Streptophyta; Magnoliopsida; Asterales; Asteraceae
Product: probable protein kinase At2g41970
Exons: 3
Coding region: 339-752 (137 amino acids)
Source: RefSeq, a predicted model, not a curated record
AUAUGCAAAUGAUACAAAAGAAACCCUUGAAACAGAAACUGAUUUUCUUCGAAUCAGGUUGAUCUUCUGAAUUUCUCAUUGGGGGGAAAGAAUUCAGAAUAUUCAUAAAAUCCCAAGUUUUUUCCACUCAAUUCAAGCCCAUACGUCUUCUUGCUUUCCCCCCUUCGAUCCCUUAUUCAACCCUUUCGAUAUCAUUUUUCUCUUUCUGUGUUGACAUCAACUUAUUGUUAUAAGGAAUUCUCUUGUGUAAAUUUUAGACAAAACGGUAUUUUGUUUGUUGAAAAUACGGAUAGACUAUAGAGAGCGUAUGUUCAAAUUAUUAUGCACGCGUUUAAAUAAUGUUCUCAUGCUGUGGAGAUGGUAAAGAGGACUCCACUCACGAUACAAACGCAAGUAAAGCUAAAACCGCGCAACCGAAAGGGCCCACUUAUGGAGGAGGAGGUAGUAAUAGAGGAGAACCAAGAAGUAGUGGAGCAGUUAGAAGCGGGGCCCCUCAAAAGGCCUUACCGAUUGAAGCACCAAAACUGUCAUUGGUUGAUUUAAAACAGAUGACUGGUAACUUCGGUUCACGUGUUUUGAUUGGAGACGGUUCUUAUUGUCAAGUUUAUUAUGGAAAGUUAAGUGAUGGGCAAGAAGCAAUUAUCAAGAUGUUGGAUACCAGCUCUUCUUCCCCCGAGCCCGACACUGAUUUUACCAACCAGGUGAGAGUUUCGGUUUCUUAUUUGUUAGCAAUGAUAAAAGUAUCUACGUAAGGGUUUUUGGGGAAAAAGAUACUUGUUUAUAUUGAGAGGUUUAAGUCAUAGAAACAAGGUUCAAGUAUGCAGCUUACGGAGGGUGUUUGGAUGUGCAUUUUGAAACUGAUUAUGUGAUAUUGAGUAAUUAUAAGAGUAAAGUACAUGGAUGGUCCCUGUGGUUUACCAAAAUUUUGGAUUUGGUCUCCAGCAUAGUUGUUAAUGGUGCAUAGCGACAUGGUACCUGUAUGCUACAUAGCAAAUAGCCAUACACUAUAUGUAUAUUAUAUAAAAAUACCAUGGUAUAUACGCUAUUUUACAUGUAUAUGUAACAAAAACCUAAAUUCCAGCAAGAUGUUACAAUACUGAUGACGGUGUACGCUAUGGGGGCAAUGUUUCUUGCAUCAAGAUUCAAAAUUCUAUUUUGUGAUGUUUCUAUUGAAACACUUGUGUUGAUUUUCAUGUAUAAAUUGUUAA